GUAGUGAACAGAGGGCUACUAGUUAGCCCAUAGUUAACCGAUAAUGAGCUGUGUUUGGUGAAGUGUUCACAGCUCAUGAUCGAUUCAACUCUUUUGUUUCGAUCACACGACUCACAUUCAGCGGGAAUCUGAAGUUUCUCCACGCGGAGAAUCUUUAACAGAAAGUGUCCGGAUUCCGUGACUCAAACAGCGGGAUGAUGUGUGGACGCGACGCGGCGAUUAGCGGCUCUCUGCUCGGCCUCCUCCUGCUGCUGCUGACCGCUAAACUCGGCGACUCGCAGUCAUUUCUUUCACAGAAUCGAGCUCAUGAGUUUCUUAUGAGACACAGACGAGCAAACACAAUGUUUGAAGAGCACAGGAAAGGUAAUUUAGAGCGCGAGUGUAUCGAGGAGCUGUGCAAUAAAGAAGAAGCUCGAGAAAUCUUUGAGAACAAUCCAGAAACUGAAUAUUUCUAUCCCAGGUACAUCGUUUGUUUGGGGUCUCACCGGGUGGGCAUCACUAAUCCAAACUCAGUGCCGGGAAUCCCUCAGAACCUCCGGACGUGCGUGCGAGAGAUCAGUAAUCAGUGUCUACCUCUGCCGUGUAAAGCGGAGGGUUCUGAGCGCUGUGUGGACGGUCACGGUUCUUACACCUGUGUGUGUAAACCGGGUUGGACGGGUCAGCAGUGUGAGGAAGAUAUAAAUGAAUGUGAAGAGCCAAAUGUGAGUUGCAGUCAAACGUGUCACAAUCUUCCAGGCAGUUUUAAGUGCAGUUGUGAGCGAGGUUUCUAUACACACGAUGACAUUCACUGCUUCGACAUUAAUGAAUGUGUCAUGUAUCCCAGUAAAUGUGCUGAACCGGCCAAAUGCAUCAACACGCCAGGAACGUUUGAGUGUCGCUGCCCAACAGGAUACAAAUAUAACACAACAUCACAACAAUGUGUCGAUGUAAAUGAAUGUGAGCAGGACGUGUGUGAUGGUGAAUGUUUAAAUACAGUGGGGAGUUUCCGGUGUUACUGUGACGGACGGAGCCGUUUGAGGUUAUCAGAGGACGGGCGUGUUUGUGAGAAGAUCCCACAGUGUUUGGAUCUGUAUGAUUAUAAACAUGAGGAGAUGCUUUAUCUGGGAGAACAGUUCUCCGGUUUAUCUGUCCUGUAUCUGCGCUUCCUUCUGCACUCGGACACCAGGUUUGCAGCUGAAUUUGAUUUCCGUACCUUUGAUCCAGAAGGUGUGAUACUGUACGCCGAAUCUCGAGCGGACUCGUGGUUUAUGUUGGGUUUACGGGGCGGCCGCAUCGAGGUCCAGUUUAAAAAUAAUUACUCGUAUAAAGUGACGAGCGGAGGGAAAGCCAUAAAUGACGGUCAAUGGCACGUGAUCUCAGUAGAGGAGCUGUCAGGUAGCAUCAGUGUAAAGAUCAGUAAAGAAGCCAUCAUGAGUAUCAACAGUCCUGAACGUCUCUUUACGCCUCUCAAUAAUAAACUGGAUGCUAAAUUUUACAUCGCUGGACUGCCCAAUCCCAACCAGAAUCUCAUCAAACCCAUCAAUCCGAGGUUGGACGGUUGUAUUCGAGGUUGGAAUCUGAUGAAUCAGGGUGCGUCUGGAGUAAAGGAGGUGAUUCAGGACAAAGAGAGCAAACAUUGUUACGUUUAUGUGGAGAAAGGUUCAUUCUUCACAGGUGGAGGUUUCGCUCAAUUCAACAUUGACUACAGCCGAUCAGGCAGCUGGUUAGUGGACGUCACGAUGACUAUUCGGCCUUCCAGCAGUACCGGUGUAUUAUUUGCCCUGGUUAGCGAUGACACUGUCCCUCUAUCUGUUGCCGUGGUAACACGAGGACCAGAGGAUGCGGAUCUGCAGGUGUUUCUGGACGGCGUCUCUGUUGCUGUUCUUCAGUCCCUCAUGUUGUGUUAUCCAGACCGGCUGCUUAUAGAAAUGAAAGUCUCACCAGAUCAGAUUCAGCUCACAGCAAACUCCUCCACAGUGUCCUACACUGACUCUGAGACUCUGAAUCUGACCUUAUCUAAACUCAACAACACUCUUCAGAGCCACGUUCACACUUAUAUAGGAGGACUUCCAGAUCUUCCUUUGUCUAACACUCCCAUCUCAGCGUAUUAUCACGGCUGUCUGGAGAUCAGUGUCAAUGGACUCAAACUGGAUUUUGAUGAAGCUGUCAGUAAAGAUAACAGCAUCAAAUCUCAUUCCUGUCCUCCUGUAUCCUCUCCUGAACCUCCAUCUGUCCAACCACAGCCACACUAAACAGGAAAUGACAUCACAGCUGAUCUGUUACAUUCACUAAUCAUUGACUUUAUUUCACCAUUGCUUGAAUCUGAUUUAAAUUCCUGUCAAUCAUAUAAUAGUUGUGUUACUUCUAGCACCCUUACUAGUGUUCUGUAUGAUCUCCCUAUCUAGUGUUCUGAAUGAGCACCCUAACUAGUGUUCUGUACAAUGAAUGAAGUGGGAUUCAGGCAGACUUUCUUGUGUUUGUUUGGUGUCUGUUUUAUUGUUGCUUCUCUUUUAAAUUGAUGUUUUUAAUACAUUGACUUGGUAAAGCACUAGUUAAGCUCUUUAACUAACCUGUGAAAACUGACAGAGCUAUAUUGAAUAAAGCUUAUGAGGUUUUAAGAUGUGCUUCCACUAUUUAAAGAUAAAGUCGUGAUAUGAGGCAGAGCUGAAAUCUGAAACAGGACUCCAGUGUUAUGUUGUGUUGUCUCAGUUGUGUGUUGUCAGUUUAUUUGUUCUUAAACUUUAGUAAAUGAUCAUCACUGCUCACUGUGUUUUUUUGGUUUUUGUUUGAUCGUUUUACUGUGAAUGUUUUUAGGUGAAUUAGUUCAGCAUUAAUUGUUAUAAUAAAAUAGAGUAAAAUACA
This is a messenger RNA of Misgurnus anguillicaudatus (oriental weatherfish), 2841 nucleotides long. The record is from RefSeq and is a predicted model, not a curated record. Lineage: Eukaryota; Metazoa; Chordata; Actinopteri; Cypriniformes; Cobitidae.